Molecule: messenger RNA, 3408 nt
Organism: Girardinichthys multiradiatus
Lineage: Eukaryota; Metazoa; Chordata; Actinopteri; Cyprinodontiformes; Goodeidae
Gene: pgfb
Product: placental growth factor b
Exons: 6
Coding region: 445-984 (179 amino acids)
Biological process (GO): positive regulation of protein phosphorylation; induction of positive chemotaxis; sprouting angiogenesis
Cellular component (GO): membrane
Molecular function (GO): vascular endothelial growth factor receptor binding; growth factor activity; chemoattractant activity
Source: RefSeq, a predicted model, not a curated record
CAUGGAAGGGGAGGAGAUUUAAAUGUCCAGUAGAAAGGUGGUGCGGGGAAAUCUUUUUAGCCGGCUGGAUCUUGGAGCGGGAUCAGAAUCUAAAACUUUCAGUCCAUAACUUAUCGCAGGCAUCCGGAGCAGCUCUUUAAAAAAAAAAAAAAAAGAUUUUGAACUGAACAAACAGCUUUUUUCGCUUUGCUCGGUGAUUUUGUCCAGUUUUAUUGUCAUUUUACAUUUCGACUCGCAGGCUGAACAUAUUUUUCUGUUUAGUUCAUUUAAGCUUUGACUUGAAGUGUAGAUCAUACAGGAUUGUCUCGUUUUGAACUCCAGCGCUUUCUCCGGGUCCCUGGGGCAUUUUUCAUUCAACACAGUCGUCUUCAGGUUACACGCGGGCUGCCGGCAGCAGCGGAGCUACGUGACUCCUCUCACUCUCACGACCCGAACUGGGAGCAGAUGACUCAGGAGUUCCCGGUGAGCGUCGGGGGACGUCAAUCUCUCUGUGCGCGCAAAGACAGCGAAAUGACACCGGUUUUUUUCCUCAGGACAGUGGUGGUGCUUUACCUGCUCCUCUCACCUGUACAGAAUUUACCCAUGCCACAAAGAAACAGCACUGUGCAAGUGCUGAUGUUUCAAGAGGUGUGGGGUCGCAGCUACUGCCGGACCAUGGAGAAGCUAGUUGAAGUUGUCCAGGAAUACCCAACGGAGGUGGAGCAUAUCUACAGCCCCUCCUGCGUGCCACUGGUGAGAUGUGCUGGCUGCUGUGGGGACGAGAACUUGGAAUGCCAUCCCACUGAAACUUCAAAUGUCACAAUGCAGCUGUUGAAAAUCCGGCCAGCAGAACCAGGUGAAGAAUAUGUUGAGAUGACCUUUGUGGAGCAUAAGACAUGUGAAUGUAGGACUAUGUGCAGGACUUGCAUAUGUCAUUCCCAAGACGAAUUGACGCUGUAUUGGCCGCAAAAGGAGGCCCUACACCAUACUAAUAAAUUAUUGUGAUCUAAAACCAGGUGUUUCAGUUUCAUUGUCCAACCCCUGUACAUUCUUCUUUAUAGGAUUUUGUUAUUAAAGUCUACCACUGCUCACUUCAGCAAGUGUGCUGUGUUUUUAUUUUCUAAAAGUAUAGACUGACAAGAGAGUUUUUGAUCUACAGUUUUUGCUGAUUCUAGUUUCUCUUAAGAACUGAUUAACAAGGUUAAAUGUAUUUCUUUCUAGCCUUGCUGCCAUGAGCACUUAUUAUUUCUAUUAGAAACAGAGGCAAUAUCGCACUGUGGGAAAGAGAGCAGAUGCUGUAAAGCAGAUGUUUGUCUAAUAUUUUAAAGACAAAAUGAUUUAAAAAGUUACAUUUUUGACAGCCUUUAGCAUCUCAUUUUAGCUAUUAGCACAAUUAGCAUAGUUAGCGUUAGUAACUGUAAACAGCAGUUUCUUUGUGUGUUCCUGAGAGAAUGUUCACACCUGCCUUAAAUCUCAUAUUUCUAAUAGGCUGCCAAUGUUUACAAAUCCAGCAUGUUUCAUGACAGACAGCUUGAAAUCUUAGAAGUAUAAAACAGUAUAACUUUGCUACAAUACAUUUAGCCUUCUUGGUAUCUGCUAAAGUCGGCUCCUAGUCAAAUUGACCAUUGGCCAUGUGAGCAAAACCCAAGAAAAGGCUCUUUUAUUGUAUCUUAACCACAGAGUACACAGAACAGAGCCUUGUUGCCACAUCAUACAAAACAUAGCAUGUUCUAAUUGCAUGUCACAAAAUUUGUGGGUGUUGACUAGGCUAUUACUUUUGAAAAUGUAAGCUUAGAACACCCAAUUCUUCUGCAUUUUCACCAUUUAAACUCUAAAGGAGCAUUAUGGAGCAUUAUUGCUGAGGGCCUGUUUUGCCCUCAGCAAGAUGCUGCCACCACUGUGCACCAACAGUGUUCCAAGGCUUUAAAACCCCACCUUGACUCCCCCAAACACACUGCUUUUAAUUGUGACCAAAUAGCGCAAUCUUUGUCUCGCCCGACCUUUAAACAUUUCUCCAGAAAGCAUUUGGCUUCUCCAUGUGAGAAGUUGCAAAUUCCUGUCGAGCUUUAAGUGCUUGGGUCUGGGGAGUUUUUUGUUGUUGGCACUUUUUCAAUAUUUGUUAAACCUGUUUCACUGUGGACAGUGAAACUUGUGUUACAACAGUUUCCAGUUUAUGUUUAGGCAAGGCAACAUUUCAGCACAUUUCAGCAACAAGACAAAUCAAAGUGCUUUACAUGAUCAAAAUUGGUUUUGAAAUAGACAACAGAGCCUAAAAUUAAGCAACUGGAAUGGCUCCAGACCCCAUUUCUAUUGAAUAUUUGUGGACCGCUUAACAGUAAGCUCUGCAACUGGAAACCAACCAAUUUUAUUUGAGCCCAUAUGUUGGAUCUUGCGUGAAUAAGAGAAAAUCUGCAAUAAGUUCAAACGUUUGCACCCAAACCUAAAAAUAAUUUAAGUUUUUUGUGUUAUCGUUCCACUCUGGAAAAAUUUAUUGUUCUGCGGUAUCAUGAAAGCACAAUAUCAAUAUGGCAUUCAGGCAAAAGGAUGCAAACCUCUCAGCAGUACUAUACAGUACAUGAGACAUUCACUUUGGGUUUUGAUGGUUAGGUUGGGCGGCACUGUGGCUCUGUACCCUGCAGCAAAAAGGUCCAAAGUUUGAAUCAUGGCCUGGGGUCUUUCUGCAUGGAGUUUGCAUGCUCUCCACUUGCGUGCCUGUGUUCUCUCCGGGUACUGCAGCUUCCUUCCACAGUCCAAAAACAUGACUGAUUAAUUGGUCCUUCUAAAUACGGAUGGAUGGAGGGAGGGAGGGAGGGAGGGAGGGACGGACGGACGGACGGAUGGGCAUGGAUAAGGAUGGUUUGGCCUACAACUUUCUAAACGCGUUUCUAAGUGUCAACUUUAGUGCAGAACCUGAAUAUUCAAACCUACAAAUGUUAAUGGAUUGCUUAGUUAACCCAGUCCAUAAAUAAAUCAUUGUCACAGAAAAAUAUGAACAAAUUACAGGUUUUAAUCCUGUUCCAGAGCCAGGUUACAUUGUUUCAGGCAUAGCAUCAAUGUAUCACCAGUUCAGAUCACCUACAUUAAUUCCGGAAUCACCAUUUAGCCUCUUACAAAUAUCUCGAGGAAGAACAUUGAACAGUAAAAGAAACUCCACACAGGCACAGGGAGGAAAUGUGAAAAACAAGAAGUUGCUGUUCAACAACCAGGUUCAAAUGUGAAGACUCCAUGCUAUGAGGUGGCACCUUUAAACUGUAAUUAUCUUUUUUUUUUAAAUACAUGUCAUAAAGCUGAACUAUAUAUAAUACAUUUUAGGAGACCAGUUUGGUAAUUACAUUCACUGAAUAAUUAAAUAAAAUCACACUUCGAUUUAUAGUAAUUUAUUGAAACUUUCUCCUCAGAGUGCGGAAACCGUUGGUGAAGUUUGGAAGG